This is a messenger RNA of Purpureocillium lilacinum, 1611 nucleotides long. RefSeq lists its product as uncharacterized. The record is from RefSeq and is a predicted model, not a curated record. Gene Ontology annotation, biological process: transmembrane transport. Lineage: Eukaryota; Fungi; Ascomycota; Sordariomycetes; Hypocreales; Ophiocordycipitaceae. Gene Ontology annotation, cellular component: plasma membrane; fungal-type vacuole membrane. Gene Ontology annotation, molecular function: transmembrane transporter activity.
AUGCCGUCAUCCCACCUGGACGUCGACCCCGAGAAGGGCCCCGACCUCGACCCCCGGACGUACGCCAUCGACGGGCCCGACGUCACCGCCGACGGGCGCGUGAAUGACGCCACUGUUCGAGGGGCUGCCGAGGCGGACGCUUCGCGGCGCGGGCCCAGCGGUGGCGGCGGGUUGUUGGCCAGGCUGCGAGACUUCGAGGCGCAGAUGGACGCCAAGUUUGGCGUCGAGUCCGAAGCCAUCGAGCGCAAGCGCCCGGAAGACAGGCGCCCCGUCUCGUGGACCGAGGAGCUGUCCAUGGCCCUGCUCUGGGCCAGCGGCGUCAUGAACACGUCGUGCUUCGCGACGGGCUUCCUGGGCUCGCAGUUUGGCCUGAGCUUGAAACUAUCGAUCCUGAUCACCAUCUUGUCUUCCGUCGCCGGCGGCGCUGUGAGCGGCUACUGUGCGACGUUUGGUGCCGCGAUGGGCCUCCGACAGAUCAGCGUCAGUCGGUACAGCUUCGGCUGGUGGCCGAACAAGCUCGUUGCCAUUCUCAACUGCAUCCAGCAGAUUGGCUGGGCUGCCGUGCAGUGCAUCACCGGAGGGCUGGCGCUGACGGCUGUAUCGGACGGCAGCGUCUCUCUCAUCCUCGGCGUGGUGAUUCUGGCCGUGAUUGCGCUCCUCAUCUCACUCGUGGGCCUCAACACGAUCCUCGUGUACGAGCGCUACGCCUGGAUCAUCUUCUUCGUCAUCUUCCUCAUCAUAUUCGGCGAAACCGGCAGGUUCGCCGAUAACACGACGCCGUCUUCGGUGACCGGAGCGACGCUCGCUGGCUCCGUCCUCAGUUUGAUUGCGACGGUAUACGGCUCGAGCGCGUCUUGGAGCACCAUCACCAGCGACUACUACGUCCACUACCCGGCCAAUGUCAGUCGGAUCAAGGUCUUUCUGAUGACUACCUUUGGUAUUGCGAUUCCCACCACGAUCGGCAUGGUGGCGGGUUGCGUCGUUGCCUCGACCUUUACCAACAGGCCCGACUGGGGCGACACUUACGCAAACCGGGGCAUCGGCUACCUCAUCCAAGACAUGCUGUAUCCCAGAGGCUUCGCCAAGUUUCUCCUCACGCUGCUCGUCCUGUCGGGCGUCAACAACAUGGUCAUGAACCUCUACAGCGCCGCAAUCUCUUUCCAGCAACUCGCGCGCCCAUGCGCUCAGGUGCCACGCAUCAUAUGGACGUUGUUCUGCUUUGUUUGCAUCAUGGCGCUAGCCAUCGGCGGCAGAGCCAAUCUCAACGACUAUCUCGUCAACUUCUUGAGUCUGCUUGGCUACUGGUGCACCAGCUAUGCCAUAAUACUAUUUGAAGAGCAUGUCUUCUUUCGGAACCGGACAUUUGGAAACUACAACCUGGAGGGAUGGAACGACCCCGCCAAACUACCGUUGGGAAUCGCCGCCGCCGUGGCAUUCCUGUUGGGCGUGGCGUCCUGGUGCAUGGGAAUGAGUCAAACCUGGUUUGUUGGACCGCUGGCAAAGAAAAUCGGAGCCAACGGUGGGGAUGUCGGCAACGAGAUGACUUUUGUAGUGACGGCCCUGAGCUAUGUUCCGGCGAGAUACCUGGAACUCAAAUUCAUCGGACGCUGA